Camellia sinensis is the source of this 1311-nucleotide messenger RNA. The record is from RefSeq and is a predicted model, not a curated record. NCBI's taxonomy places the organism in Eukaryota, Viridiplantae, Streptophyta, Magnoliopsida, Ericales, Theaceae.
AUGCGGGAAUGUGUCUCCACUGCAAGAAUUUCAGUUCCUAUCAAUGGCUCUCCAACUGAGGAGUUCAGCCCCCAAAAAGGUCUUCGGCAAGGUGAUCCCUUAUCACCACUCCUAUUCAACUUGGUUGUUGAGGCGCUGAACAUACUAUUUCAAAGAGCUAUGGAGUUGAAUUUGCUAAAAGGGGUAUCUAUUGGUUUCAACCAAGUGCGACUCUCCCACCUACAAUUCGCAGAUGAUUCACUACUAUUUUGCGAAGCUGAGCUGUCAGAAGUCCUUGCUUUGAAAAGAAUACCCAGAUGCUUUGAAGUGGCUUCAGGCCUCAAAAUCAAUUACCACAAAAGUGUGGUUUGUGGUGUUGGUAUUUUAAUCUUUGAACUUGCUGUUUUUGCAUCCCUACUGAAUUGUAAGACCCAAACCCUUCCACUUAAGUAUUUAGGAUUGCCUUUGGGAGCGAAUCCAAGGAGAAAGAAAACAUGGCAACCUGUUAUUGAUAAGUUUAAGUUGAGACUUGCUGGUUGGAAAAGAAGACUCCUCUCUUUCGCAGGCCGAUUAAUAUUGGUGAAAGCAGUACUAUCAAGCUUACCUGUAUACUUCUUGUCUCUAUAUAGGCUGCCUGAAGGAGUUGCUAAAAUCGGGUUUUGGAAUGAUAAUUGGUGUGGAAAUAUUUGUCUAAAAGAUGAGUUUCCUCAGAUCUACAGGCUGUCACUCAACAAGGAUGGGUUACUCAAGGACUUUGUGGAUGUCUCUGGCCCUACUAAGCAUUGGGUUUUCACAUUUAGGAGGCCCCUCUUUAACUGGGAGAAAAGUGAACUACUUAGACUCACUACCACCCUAUAUCCAACUCCCAUACUUAAUCUGGAAGCCCAAGACAGUGCAGUAUGGUCAGAAGCUAUUGCAGGGCAGUCUCUUGUCUCGGUCUUUUAUAAUCAUACCAGCAUUGCCCAUAGAUCAUGUAAUCAUCCUAUUCGUCUGGUAUGGAAAGUUUGGACUGGGCUAUUAAAGUGGUGGGGGACUACUUGGGUUGUCCCAAAUUCUGUCCCAAACUUGCUGCUAUGGUGGUCAGUUUAUGAUUGCAGAAAGUCUGAACAUCGAAUAUGGAAUGCUAUUCCUCUAGUAACUCUAUGGUCCAUCUGGAAACAUAGGAAUGAAUGUCUCUUCAAAGCAUCUUCGCCAAAUCUACAGGAGCUACAAGAGCUCAUUGUCACCAGGAUUUCCAUUUGGUUGAAAGCUACGUCUACGAAGCUCCACUUUUCGAUCAAUGAUUUUAUGUACAACAUCUCAGCUGUUAGGCACUGUAUCAAUGAAGCGUAA